CGGCCGAUUCAGUCACGGUUCGGGGCUGGUCGUGUCGUGCACGUAUGACGGUCGUGCUGCUCGUAGCUUAGCGUUAGCGCAGUGUGUAUAGCCAGUUAGUCACCACAGAACAGUUCCAUCGCGGGACGGCGGUGUGUGAUAUGAGCGGGCUGGUGCACUGACAACAGGCGACAAAAAAGGACAUUUCUGUAUCAAUCGAGUGGAAUGCAGUAGCGGUGUAUAGUGACGAGGUGACUCGGUUAACUCGGUGCGUGGUUCGGUUUAUGGCCCACGCUAGACGUGUUCCUUUUCCGGUGAAUGUGGAGCGGAGGAAGUGAGAGUUAAGUCCGGGUCCCGAUUACUGAGCAGUGAUGGUGAUGGUUAUUUCCCUCGAAUAAAUACUGCUGAAUAUUCAUGAUCAAAUUAAUUGACCAACAAGUUCGGGCCAAUCAAGUGUGAAUCGGGUAAAUCAGAGGUUGUCGCUGAAGAAGAAUCAGAAAACGAAGAAGAGAAAUUUAUUUGCGUUUUAUCGAGCGUAACAAGUGAAAUUUAAUUGGAAAUGAAACUCGCGUGUAGUGACCCCUUCCUUUAGGGCCCGAUAAUGUGCUUAAUCUAAAUGUCCACGUGAUACUGUUUGUUCUUGCAUAUCGGGUUGAAAACCUUCCGAAGCCGUACACAGGUCAAACAGUGCGGAAGAAGCGCAAACGAAGAAGUCGCUGAAUAAACGGAUUAUACGGAAAAUUCGAAAAUUUCCCACCUCGUAACGGGCAUCAAUCAUCGUGGUUUGUGUGGCAGCUUCAGCACACCGUUGGCGUUCGUCGUCAUGCCGGAUCAGGAGGAGCACCGUUUCGGAGUGCCAUUCACCGUUUGAGUUAGUGAGUGUGUUGGUUCCGUUCCGUUCGUUGUUGGUUGGCUGGAAAAAUACCGGGACGAAGCGUUUCCCGUGCAUCCGGUUGAAUCAGCAAGUCCUUAGUGGGACCAGGGAUCAUGGAUCAAAUUCACGCCUCGCCGGGUUUCACAUUGUGCAGCGUGGUGUCAGCCGCUUGCCGGUCGUGAAUAGUGCUGGAUCGAAUCGGCGUGGACGAGUGUCAAUGCACAGUGUGUAGUGUGAGUGGGAUUGUAGUACCUUCCGUGCAGUGUACUAAAGCGCAGGUGGAUUUCCACCCGACCCGGUACGGAGCUUUCUAAUGGUUCGUCGUUGAAGACUCGGGAGAAUUUCGAUCGGUGGCGGGUGUGAUUGUUUGUGUGUCUGUCAACGUCGUACAGUGGGUGGCAGAGAAGCACCAUCGGAAUGGAUUAGGGAUCCGGCAGAGGUGGCGUCAGCGCCCCGCAGAUCCAGCUAUUGUGACGGGAUUUUAUCCGGAACAGGUGUAACUCAACCGCCUUUCAAUAAAACCAUUCUUCAAAUCGCCAUCAUGCAAAACGUGCCCAGUGAGAAGUGUCCAAGCGUGCAAACAAAAGAAAAUGAAUCACCACCCCCGCCGGUAGAGUCGCGGUGAAUUCAAGUGCAAGUGUCAGUAAAAAAGAAAAAUAGCUUUAUCCUGAAACGCCUAUCCUCGUCAUGUUUGCGGUGCUUCGUAGUUCGUAGUGUGGUGGUGCAAAAGUAGCGAGAAAACCACCCCCCCCCUCCCCAAUCGCUCCCAGUCUUGGUUACCAAUUAGAGCAUGUCCUCUUGUUCGUCGUCGGAUCACUUCCGGAUGAUGGCUCCGUCGAAGCAAAUUCGAUCCCGCAACGAUGACGCCGAGUGGCCCCACCAUCGAAACCAUCGUCGUCGUCGGUCCUGGUCGCCGUCGUUAAAAGCCAAUCCAUCAACCGACGCCACCGCGGAGAUGGAUUCGGGCAAUGAUUGCCGCCGUAUCAGUGCUAAUAGUGGCGAAAGUGGCGAUUGCGGUGCGGGCGGCAGCAGCAGCAGUGGGAAAGCGUAUCGAUUUCAGAAGCGGUUGGACUUGCAGCAGCAGCAUCACAAGUGCAAGUCCUACCGGAGAACGUUGGGGUCUGGUUCCGGGUCCGGUUGCGCGCUCGCGUCGUCAGUGUCGUGCCGGGAUGAAGUGUCACCAGUCGAUGGUCAUUCGUCGUCGGAGUCGCCGCCGUUGGCUAGGGUGGGUCGUGGUGGGUGCAGUGACAGCAGCGAGAUUGAAGGCCGAAGAUUUAGGUGGAGUGCGGGUAUCAGCUGGGGAUGGGCCAUCCACGGUGGUUGUGGACGAUCGAAUGUCUUCCUGAUGGCGGUGCUGUUCCUGUUGGCGGGGUUCUGCACACGGAGCGGAUGUGACGACACCGAUCAGUUUCAAAAGAGCAGAAAAUUCACACCCACCACUGCGACUGUAGAUACCAUUCCCGCCCGCACGGUAUGGGCCGCCGAAGGUCACCUGGCCGAACUGCCGUGCGACAUCACCGCCCAGGCGCAGGACGCCGUCAAGGUGGUCCUCUGGUUCAAGGAUUCGAUCGGCGUUCCCCUCUACUCCGUGGAUUCCCGAUCGGGCGUGUCGGUGCUGGAGGGCGUCCAGUGGGCCACCGGUGACGAUCUGGGCCAGAAACUGAAAAUCGUCAUCACCGAAAACCUCAAGGAAGCCCGGCUGCAGAUCAGCAACAUCAACCAAUCGGACUGCGGCGUGUAUCGGUGUCGGGUGGAUUUCUUCAACUCGCCCACCCGGAACUAUCGGUUCAAUCUGACGCUCGUUGUACCACCAGAGGAGCCGCGGAUAUUCGACGCUCAGGGAAAGGAAAUCGCCAACGUGGCUGGCCCUUUUCGGGAAGGGCACGAGCUUUUUCUGUCGUGUCAAGUUUCGGGAGGUCGACCCCCACCUCGGGUGUCCUGGUGGCACGGCGACAGGGAAAUCUCCGGUACGAGUCAUCCGUCCGCAAUCGAUGGCGCCGCUGCCAUGGUCAAUCAGCUCUUUCUCGGAACCGUCACCCGGGAGCUGUACGGAGCAAAGUUCCGCUGCAAGGCAGCAGUAUCCAAGCUGAUACCACCGCUGUCGAAGGAGGUCUCCAUCCAAGUGCACCUGAAACCGCUUCGGGUGAAAAUCGUUACCCCUAAUGAGCUGCUCAACGCCAAACAAGCCGUUCCUAUCAGGUGCAAUGUGUGGGGUUCCUUUCCGGCGGCCAAAAUCGUCUGGCUGCUGGACGGGGAGCCCCUGCGAAGCGCCGACAUCACUGUACAUAGUGACAACAAUGAUGCAAAUUUUACCUCCAGCAUACUGACGAUGGUGGUCUCGGCCGGUAACGACGGUUCCGAACUGACCUGCCGGGCGUCCAAUCCGUGGUUCUCGAACUUUUCACUCGAGGACAGACGGAUCAUCAACGUUGCAUACCAACCGGUCGUAUCGGUGCAUCUGGCCAACGAAGAUCCGAGCCGAGUCAUCACACGGUCCGAGGGAGAGAACGUUACGCUCAAGUGCCGAGCCGACGCCCGACCACCGGUGACGUCCUUUUCCUGGUACAAGAAUAACAUGCGGAUGUCCGGCGAGAGCGGCGAAACGCUGCACCUCACCCAGCUGGAGCGGGAAAGUGCCGGCGGGUACGCCUGUGCCGCCACCAACGAGGAAGGCGAAUCCCGGAGCUCCUCAAUAACUUUGAAGAUUCAGUUCGCACCUCGCUGUAAACCGGGAACCGAGCAGCAAACCAUCGGAUCUCUCAGCAUGCAAUCCCAGGUCGUCAAGUGUGAAGUGGAUGCCGAUCCGCCGGAUGGAGUCCGGUUCAGUUGGACGUACAACAGCACCCGGAACGUUUCACCGGUACUAAACUCUCGGAUAAAUUCCCACGGCCUGGUCAGCACCAUGAACUACCUGCCCCAGAUCGAUGCCGAGCUGGUGACCCUCCAGUGUUGGGCCUCGAACAGCGUCGGACGGCAGAUGAUGCCUUGCCUGUUCCACAUACUGCCAGCAAAAACCCCGGAUACGCCUCGCAACUGCGAGCUGCACAACGACACCGAGCUCGAAGUGGUUUGCCAAGCCGGCAGCGAUGGUGGCCUGGCGCAGCACUUUCUAAUGGAGGUCAUAGGUGGCGCCCCGCCACCCAUGUUCAGCCUCGACUACACUCGAAGCCCACCGACCGAGAUCGAUAACGAAAUCUCCACCAUGAAUGACCAGGCCACCCUAGCGCCGCUCUUCCGGAUCACACAGAACGAGCCACAUUUCAAGCUGCACAGUUUGGAACCGGGACGGAUGUACCAGCUGCUGGUGUACGCAGUCAACGCCAAAGGCAAGAGCGAGUCGGCGUACGUGUUCGACAACGUCCGGGCCGGUCAGGCGCUGAUACCACCCUAUGUGGACGAAACCAUCAUCUCGGAGGACCCGACCCCGGCGGAAACGUCCAACGCCGACAAGCAGAAGCAGCACUCGCAGAUGGUGAUGUUCGCGGCGGUAGCGGCCGCGGCCGGAGUCGUCAUCACCUCGGUCAUCGUCGCCGGCUUCGUCGCGAUAUGCAGGCUCAAGCGACCGAAACCACCCGAACCGCAGGAGGUGCGGAAGCGAAUGCGACCUGCCAGAACCGAUGUGCCAUCGAUGUACGCCGAGGACGACGUAUUUGAGGACGAAUUCCAGCGGCAGCCGGGUGACCCCCGGUGCAGUCGAGCUUCCUCCACCCUGCGGAGCAGCCGUUACAUCUCCGAGGGCUUUGUACAGUAUUCGCAGCCUAGUCUUAAUGUCUAUAUUGCAGAUCCGGACCUGAUUCUUCCUCGCGGAGGCGACAUCGAGUUCACAACCCUGGCGGGGGCCUAGCAGUGCGCCCCCCUCCUGCUGGAUGGUAGCGGUGGCGGUGGAAGCGGCGGCGGAGGCGGAAUCAAUCUCAAUGAAUCCUCCGCGGCCAUCAUCAUCGUCGACCAGAAACCACCGCAACAGCAGGUUCUGUAAAUAGAGCCACAUCCCACAGCAAUCCGACUCGUCCCCGAACUCCCAGCAAAAAGCAAGCUCAAACCCAUUUGUCGGCCGUCGCGUCGGUGUCGAAGGAAGGCGGCGGGGUGCGUAACUUUCCCCACAUUUGCCGUUUAUUAGUAGAAGAGUUGGAUAAUUUUUAAACAAUUGUGGAACAGUCAGUGGAACGAAUGAGGCUGGAUGGUUGCGAGUGUGCGAAAGGUGUCCAACCGUAGAUAAACGUAAAAUCAAAGCAGAAUUUUGUCUUUUCUGACGCAGGAGAGCGAAACGAUAUGACGAUGAUCAAAAGUAAGAAAUUUAAAACUGUUACUCACUGCCCCUCCGAAGCUCGAACUUUGGAUCUGCGGGGAUUGUGGUUUUUUUGAAUUUUGGAAGCAAAUAAACGGAGCAAACGCUACUAAUCCAGAAACUAAAUAUUUAUGAAACUUUGAGUAGAUUUAUUUUUUAGCCUAGCGAAGAACUCAAAAGUACAGAUGAUUUAUUGAAAUGAAGCAAGUUACUGUAUAAAUAUUUGUUAAGCGGAGCGAAGUCAAACCUAACGAAGCGAUUGAUGUAAAUUGAAAGCAGUAUGGGGAAGAGUAAAUCAAACAGAAAUAAAAAAAAUAAGAUACAAAACUAGGUAAUGAUUUUAGUUUAGUCGCAGAUAUUUUUUAUAAAAACAAUGGAAAUGACAAACUAAUGCGAAUUGAGAUGAGCAGCAAGUCCUAAACCAAAACAACCAACAAAUGGAAAUGGAAUUACAUACAGUAAACAAACAAUCAAAAUAAUUUCGUUUAAUGAAAUACAAGCCAUGAUUUUUUUUUCACACAGAGAA
This is a messenger RNA of Armigeres subalbatus, 5664 nucleotides long. It is a transcript of the gene side, whose product is annotated as hemicentin-1. The record is from RefSeq and is a predicted model, not a curated record. The transcript is spliced from 17 exons. The coding region runs from base 1644 to 4697 and encodes 1017 amino acids. Gene Ontology annotation, molecular function: protein binding. Lineage: Eukaryota; Metazoa; Arthropoda; Insecta; Diptera; Culicidae.